Monascus purpureus is the source of this 2110-nucleotide messenger RNA. Lineage: Eukaryota; Fungi; Ascomycota; Eurotiomycetes; Eurotiales; Aspergillaceae. The record is from the annotation of a GenBank genome assembly.
CAUCUCCAUACCUCUGCUUAAAGCCGAAAACAAACUAUGAACAGUCAUCGAUCAACACCAAGAAUCGAAAGAGGUACUUUAUGAAUUAUACAGCACUUGAGCAUAGCCUCGGGUUAUCCGUAUGUUCAGACAGUGCCACUUGGAACUCCGUGCCGACAAGAUUAGCUGUUUGACCUACGGGGUUAGACGCCUAGGUGUUCUAGAAUGAGAAAGAGACCAAUUGAAGAAAGGAUGUGAUAUUCUCCUGGACACCUGAACAGAUCUGCCUUUGUGAAGAGUGAUGAUAUAACCAAGUGUUAUGGAGACACCUGAAGCUUAUGACAAGCACCUACCCUGCCAUGUCCACGCGGACUUGAGUUGGAUUCUCUGUCAUUGAAGAAAGAAAGAAAGAAAAACUCAGAGCUUACUUCUACAGGAGCCGUGUCGAGCUUCAACUGAUUGGGCUUUCAUCUGAGUCCGACCUUGUUAUUUUUAAUUGUCAUUAUUGCCAGCAUCCAGGGCGCCCCUGGGGCUGCUCUCUGAGUUUUCUUUGUUCCCUCGCUCCUGAGGUAGACUCGUCCAAAUCCUCGGACGUCCUCUCUUCCAUAAUUUUUUUUUAAAAAAAAAUUCUAUAUUAUUGUUCUAUUUUAUAUCCGUCCUUCCUCUGUUUGACAAGGGGAUUCCACCGCCCGUUUCCGCUCGCUUCUUGGGAGCAGCUGUUUGGAAUAUCGAAGCUUCCUCAAUUUCUCUUCCCUUCCCUGGAAAAAUUUUAUAUACUUGUUUUCCGUCCCUCCAUAAUUACCUUUUUCGUGUCCAGAAAUCAUUUGAAGACAGUUGCAACGAAAUGCGUACCUGAUGCAAUCAUACACGUUCUGAUUUAUUAUAUCAAACUGCUCUUUGUUGCUCGCCUUGUUACAUGAGAAGACGUCUGACUGUUUCAUCUGCUCAUUCAUAUCUAGAAUACAGCACCAUCUAUGGAAUGGAUGGGUCUGACGUCGGCUGAUGAAGACCCAAGUGCAUUUCAAGAUGCGGAAAUAUUGGGGUUAAUUACGGGAGUCGAUGGCUUCAAUCCUAAUGUCAGUGUCUGUUCUGGGGCCUUCGAAGCUGAAAUUGGCUGUAUACCUUUUCCUGCAGCAUCAAGCGAGUACCCGUGGGCGUCACAACCCCCACAAGAACCCACGGGCAUGACGCCUUCGUUUUCGCCCCCUGCUUCACCUACGAGUCUGGGUUCGGUUUUUAGUACGUCAAGCUCAGAGACGAAUAUCCUGAGUGCAACAUCAAGCACUCGGAGUACAGUUUCAGCUAUUCCAAGAAUAGUUUCAAGCUCUUCGACCACAAUAUCAAGGACGCUGACAACAAGCGCAACAGCCGGACUUCCUACAACAUCUGCUCCACUAUCCACUCAGUCGCAGCAUGACAACUCUAAUUUAAGCACCAUACUUGCCAUAGCCAUCCCUGUCCCAGUUUGCGGCCUCGCAAUCCUUCUAGGGCUUAUCUACCUUCUCAUGAGACGGUGCCGAGGAGAACGUUGCUCGCGGGAAAUUGACAGUGAAGCGACCCGAAGAGGAGACAAUGCGAGUUUCGUCUCCCAUCCAAAGCUUCAUCCCCAACGACCCCUCGCGAUCCCAGAAGCCCUUAAAAUCUCCUUCCCGACCAUAAGCACGCCCCGAACCCCAUCAGAGAAUUACCAGUCGGCAAUCCAUCAGGUUUCUAUUCCAGACAUAAGACCUACCAGCCCGCUUCCCCGAAGUACGGGCUCGCUCACUACACUUGGCCGGUUUUAUUUUGAAUAUGGUGGAAACCACACCUCAACGCUAGAUUACGAUACAUGUGGAUGGAAUGAGCACUCGAGCUUUUUCAUGUCCGAGUCGGAAGAAGGCUCGGAGGAUGGAAGGUCAAAGAUCUCGCGGAUUAGUUCAUGGGAAGAAGAGCUUGGACACGGCAAUAAUCUGGAUAAUUUGUCCUCCGUGUCGUCUCUUACGGAGGAUAUGCAGCCAGGUCGGUGUGGGACUCUUCACUGACAAGUCUGUUUGACUGUCACAAGUUAAAAAUUUUUAUUUAUCUAUUAAUUAUUAAUUUUUGAUGAUGUGUACUGCAGUGUGCAAUUAAUGCAACUCCCUGGACAAACUUG